Molecule: messenger RNA, 2492 nt
Organism: Phycomyces blakesleeanus NRRL 1555(-)
Lineage: Eukaryota; Fungi; Mucoromycota; Mucoromycetes; Mucorales; Phycomycetaceae
Exons: 14
Coding region: 1-1794 (597 amino acids)
Cellular component (GO): cytosol
Molecular function (GO): NADPH-hemoprotein reductase activity; flavin adenine dinucleotide binding; FMN binding
Source: RefSeq, a predicted model, not a curated record
AUGGAAGAUCGCUCUCUACUAGUUCUUUAUGGAUCCGAAACCGGCUGUGCACAAGAUGUAGCCGAGACAAUUGCUCGACAAGGAAAAAGACGACAUUUCCGUACUAGAGUGUGUGCCAUGGAUGAUUAUGACAAGGCUAAUCUAGUUGAUGAAUCUUUUGUAAUUUUUGUGUGUUCCACAACUGGUCAGGGAGAUGAGCCCAAUAAUAUGAAGAAAUUCUGGCGAUUUUUACUACGAAAAAAUCUGCCGCAUGAUAUAUUGAAUGGUUUGAGCUGUGCUGUAUUUGGUCUAGGAGAUUCGUCUUAUCAAAAAUUCAAUUAUCCAUCAAAGAAACUUUAUAAGCGAUUAAUGCAACUUGGUGCAAAUAUGCUUUAUGUGCGAGGAGAUGGCGAUGACCAACAUUAUAUGGGAUUAGAUGGCGAGUUGAUUCCUUGGCUAAAGGGUUUAUGGGAAAAUGUUGCAAACGAAUUCCCACUUCCAAAAGACAAACCCAUAAUUCCAGAAGACGUAUUAUAUCCUUUUAAAGAUAUAGAUAUUACACUUCCACCCUCUUUUCACAUUGAAUUCAUAGCUGAUGACACUGACAAGGCAGAGUCAAGGCUAGUGACGUCUUAUUCAGAAGGAGAGUACGAUAUGCUUGUAAAGGCCAAUGAUCGAAUUACGGCCGCCGAUCAUUUUCAGGAUGUACGACACAUUGUGCUUCACAACGAUUCCAAUCCAUAUAGAUAUGAAGCUGGAGAUACUGUGUCUAUUAUGCCACAGAACCUUCCGGAUGAGAUCAACCAGUUUUUGGAACAGGUUGACUGGGCUGGAUAUGCGGAUCGGUUGAUCAAGAUUACCCCAGCCGACCCAGACCGGAAAGUUCCACCACAUUGGCCUGAAACAAUGUCCUUUAGAGAUUUGUUUUUGUACCAUCUAGAUGUGUGUGGUGUACCGCGACGUUCGUUCUUUGAAAUGGUCUCUUAUUUUACCAUGGAUCCUAAUCAUACCGAACGUCUCCGAGAAUUUACUCAACCAGAAGGCCAGGAUGACUUGUACGCCUAUUGCCAAAGACCACGCAGAACCAUUGCUGAGAUAUUAUUUGACUUUAAGCCAUUCGAUAUUCCUUUCGAUUAUAUCCUCGACCUUUUCCCUCCACUCCAGCCAAGAGCUUAUUCAAUUGCGUCCAGUAUAAGGGUAAGAGCUCAUCCUGAUGAACUGCACCUUUGUAUUGCAAUUGUUAAAUACAAAACCAAGAUGAGAAAAAUCCGAAGAGGCGUUUUAACUAAAUGGAUCUCGACCUUGGCUCCCGGUGAUGUGGUGAGACGUGUACAUCUUUCAAAGGGGUCCAUGUCCCUGCCUCUUCCAUCAACGCCCUACAUUGCAAUUGGGCCUGGUACAGGAAUUGCUCCUAUUAGAUCGUUCUUGGAAGAACGGAUACUUGAUCAUGCCAAAUCAAACGUGUUGUUUGUUGGGUGCCGUAACUUAGAAAAAGACUUUCUUUAUGGUGAUCAAUGGAAAAAUUAUGUGGCUGACGGAUACUUGACCCUAUACACUGCAUUUUCUCGUGACCAGGAAGAAAAGAUCUAUGUACAGGAUAGAUUGCGGGAGAACAGCUCUAUGAUAUGGGAUCUUGUUCAUAAUCAACAUGCAAAGGUUAUGUUGUGCGGAUCUUCUAAUAAAAUGCCUUCUCAGGUAGCCUUUGCAUUUAAGCAAAUAUUUAUGAAGGAAGGUGGACUGGACUCAGAAGAAGCAGAGAGUUAUUUUAGUACUAUGAUGAAGACGAAGCAAUAUCAAGAAGAGUGCUGGGCAUAAUUAUUAGAGUUAUAAAUAUAUACAUAAAUACAUACAUGCGUGCAUACAUGCAUGUAUACAUGUUUGUGAGACAAAGUAUUAUAUAUAAAAAGAAAGAAAAAAAAACACACACACACACAUACAUACAAUUAAUAGAACUUGUUUGUUUUAUGAAAAUCUGUAACGGGCACGGCGUAUACUGACAAGGUAUUCUUUGGGUUCAACUGCAGUGUCAUGGUAUCCAAGGGGUCCAAUAUCACAAUCUGCACAAGAAAGAUAUUUUAUGGUUCCCACAGUUUUUGAAAAUCCAAUAUUCUCAAAAUCCAUCAUGUCUUUUAGCUUCCAAAAAUGUGUCUCUUCAGGCCUUGUCUCAGUGCCCUGUGCAAUGUCUAAUCCAAGGUUUUGUUCGGGGAAAGAGAGCUUUUCUCCAUCACGUUCAACCAAGAUGGCAGUGUUCUUUCGCAUGAUGAUGCAAUUGCAAGAUUCUUUUGGGCACAAAAGGUCAGCUGCAUUCUUUUCGGCCGAGAUGAUUGUAGUGAGUGGAUCGACAAUAGAUUUGAAUGUUACAGGUUGUGUCAUUGUAGUAUAACUGUUGUAUCAACCAGAAAAGGAAAAAUGGGAUAGGUGUUUUGUUAACAGAUAUUAAGAGCCAAAAAAAAAAGAGAAAUAUACAGGUAUACAAUCAAAUGAGGCUGUGGCGUUUGUAUGGUAUUAGUUUG